ACUCAAUACGAGGAAAGAAAAGAAAAAUGUGGAUAAUUAUUAUCGUCUCUGCAUAUGUCGUACAUGAAAACACACCUUGAAAUGGGAAACAUCGUUUAAAGCGGGGCACAGAUAGGCAGAAGUUGAAGCAAAAUAGCAAAUACUAGCACAAGCAGAUGCACCGCCUCCUGACACUCUCCCAUAACUCAUACAAAUAAAUACACUAACCAGUCCCAUCUGUAAAAAUAUUCAAUUUCAUUUCUGGGUAUGUGUGAGAAAUGAAAAAAAUUGUUGAUAAACUAUUUAUUUAUUAUUUAUUGAGAGAACCCAAUUUAACAAUUCGUCAUUAGUAUCUCUCUUCUUCCAGUUUUUUAAUUAAUUCCCGAUUUUUCUCUGUACUGAAAAAAGAUUUUUUCAUCUACAGAUUACUUUUCUUGUGGGAUUGCUUUUUUUUUUUUUUUCUAUUUUUUUUUAUUUUGGGAGUGUUAGUCUAUGGCGAUUGCUGCUGCAGCUGUUAUCGUUCCGUUGGGCGUUCUCUUUUUCAUUUCGGGUCUUGUAAUCAAUCUUAUUCAGGCUACUUGUUUUGUCCUCGUACGGCCAAUUUCCAAGAGCACAUACAGGAGAAUCAAUAGAAUCCUUGCGGAGCUCUUAUGGCUGGAACUCGUGUGGAUAGUUGAUUGGUGGGCAUGUGUAAAGAUUAAAGUGUACGCGGACCCAGAAACAUUUAAUCUAAUGGGUAAAGAACAUUCUCUUGUCAUUGCAAAUCACAGAAGUGACAUAGAUUGGCUUGUUGGUUGGAUCUUAGCUCAGCGUUCUGGUUGCCUUGGUAGCUCAUUAGCUGUAAUGAAGAAAUCAUCAAAACUCCUUCCAGUAAUCGGUUGGUCCAUGUGGUUCUCUGAGUAUCUUUUCCUUGAAAGAAGCUGGGCAAAGGAUGAAAGAACAUUGAAGGGACCCAAUCUGCAGUCAGGUCUUCAACAGCUAAAGGAUUACCCUUUGCCAUUCUGGCUGGCACUUUUUGUUGAAGGCACCCGCUUUACACAAGCAAAGCUUUUGGCUGCUCAAGAAUAUGCUGCUUCAGCAGGGUUACCUGUUCCAAGGAAUGUAUUGAUUCCUCGUACUAAGGGUUUUGUUACUGCAGUAAGUCAUAUGCGUUCAUUUGUUCCAGCUAUUUAUGACGCAACAAUAUGCAUCCCCAAAAGUUCACCUGCACCUACAAUGCUGAGACUCUUCAAGGGGCAGCGUUCUGUGGUGCAUGUGCACCUCAAGCGGCAUGAGAUGAAGGAUCUGCCUGAAAAUGAUGAUGCCAUUGCCCAAUGGUGUCGAGAUAUAUUUGUGGCAAAGGACAAGUUAUUGGACAAACAUUUUGCUGAAGACACUUUUGGCGAAGAAAAGCUGCAAGACAUUGGCCGCCCAAUGAAAUCCCUUGUGGUAGUCGCAUCCUGGGCAUGCAUUCUUAUCUUAGGAACCAUAAAAUUUUUACAAGCAACUGCCUUGUUGUCUUCAUGGAAGGGUGUUGCAAUUUCAGCUGCUCUCAUGGCUGUUAUUACAGUUCUUAUGCAAAUUUUGAUUAAUUUUUCGAAAUCAGAACAGUCUACUGCUGCCAAGGUUGCACCAGCAACGGAAAAGAGAGUGAAUCAGCUAACAGGGAAUGGGCAGGACAAAACACACUAAAUACGAUUUUAAUGUGAGAUGGCAAAUGAUCUGUCAGUUUGUAGCCUUUUGAUCACGAGAAUUACAAGAUGAUGUUUGUAUUAUAUAGUAACUUGUUUGUCUAUUUUAGACCUGUAAUUUUGGCCGAAGUGAGCGAACUUAUGUUCAUUUUCUUUUCUAAUGAAGCAGAUUCCAUGUCUGGUCAA
Messenger RNA from Capsicum annuum, 1835 nucleotides. Its product is annotated as 1-acyl-sn-glycerol-3-phosphate acyltransferase 2. The record is from RefSeq and is a predicted model, not a curated record. Bases 472 to 1650 code for a protein of 392 amino acids. Gene Ontology annotation, cellular component: endomembrane system. The transcript has 11 exons. Gene Ontology annotation, molecular function: 1-acylglycerol-3-phosphate O-acyltransferase activity. NCBI's taxonomy places the organism in Eukaryota, Viridiplantae, Streptophyta, Magnoliopsida, Solanales, Solanaceae.